AUGUCGGCGAGAAAGGCGCCGGCGGCCAAGGACAACGCGAACGUGAGCGUCUACUGCCGCAUCCGGCCGCUGUCGAAGCGCGACACGGACCACGGCGGCGUCGUGACGAUCACGACCGACGGGUCCCGCGCGGCCCUGACCCACGCCGGCGAGGUCCACAACUUCGCCUUCGACAAGGUCUUCGACCUCGACGCGACGCAGCAGCAGGUCUUCGACGGCGUCCGCGUCAGCGACAGCGUGAACUCGGUGCUCGGCGGCUACAACGCGACGAUCUUCGCCUACGGCCAGACGGCGAGCGGGAAGACGCACACCAUGGAGGGCGCGGACAUCGGGGACCCCGUCACGCGGGGCAUCAUCCCGCGGGCCGCGGCCGCGCUCUUCGCGGGCGUCGCCGAGGCGCCGGGCGAGAUCGAGUUCGCGAUCAAGGUGAGCUUCGUCGAGAUCUACCUCGAGCGCAUCCGGGACCUGCUCGACACCUUCGGCCAGAAGAAGACGAACCUGCAGAUCCGCGAGGACCCCAACUCCGGCAUCUACGUCGCGGGCUGCACGGAGACGUUCGUCACGUGCGAGUCCGAACUACUCAAAUGCAUGCACCUCGGCCACCGGAGCCGCGCGACGGCGGCGACGGGCAUGAACGAGGGCUCGAGCCGGUCCCACUCCGUGCUGAGUUGCACCGUGCAGCAGAAGAACACGGAGACGGACGCGACGCGCGUCGGCAAAUUGGUGCUCGUGGAUUUGGCGGGGUCGGAGAUGGUGCGGAAGACGCACGCCGCGGGCCAGCAGCUCGAGGAGGCCAAGACCAUCAACAAGUCGCUGAGCGCCCUGGGCCAAGUCAUCAACGCGCUCACGGACGACAAGAAGGCGCACGUGCCCUACCGCGAUUCCAAGCUCACGCGCAUGCUCCAGGACUCGCUCGGCGGCAACGCGAAGACGGCGUUGAUCGUCGCCUGCAGCGCGUCGACGGAGAACUCCUUCGAGACGCUGUCGACGCUGCGCUUCGGCCAGCGCGCCAAGGCCGUCAAGAACAAGCCCAAGGUCAACGAGCGCAAGUCCGUCGAGGAGCUCACGGCGCUGCUCCACAAGGCCGAG
This is a messenger RNA of Aureococcus anophagefferens, 1089 nucleotides long. RefSeq lists its product as hypothetical. The transcript has a single exon. Gene Ontology annotation, biological process: microtubule-based movement; mitotic spindle organization. The annotation marks the transcript as partial. Gene Ontology annotation, molecular function: microtubule motor activity; ATP binding; microtubule binding. The record is from RefSeq and is a predicted model, not a curated record. NCBI's taxonomy places the organism in Eukaryota, Pelagophyceae, Pelagomonadales, Pelagomonadaceae.